This is a messenger RNA of Anopheles darlingi, 572 nucleotides long. Its product is annotated as cytochrome c oxidase subunit 5B, mitochondrial-like. NCBI's taxonomy places the organism in Eukaryota, Metazoa, Arthropoda, Insecta, Diptera, Culicidae. The record is from RefSeq and is a predicted model, not a curated record. The transcript has 4 exons. The coding region runs from base 89 to 448 and encodes 119 amino acids. Gene Ontology annotation, cellular component: mitochondrial envelope. Gene Ontology annotation, biological process: mitochondrial electron transport, cytochrome c to oxygen.
CAACUUUCGAGCAAGGAAAAUCGUGUGUUCAAAGGUGCGAAAAGGCCAGGCAAAAAUCUUUUCCGACUACGAAUUCUAGACCACACCAAUGGCGUCCCUGUGCGGAAGAAUGGUGCUGGCCGCGGCCAAGCGCAACGUGACCUACACGCCGGUGCGAUUCUGCAAAAUGAUGAACGAUCCGAUCGAACAUGCCACCGGUAUCGAGAAGCGUGAGCUGCUGGCCAAGCAAGCCGGCAACCCGGAUCCCUUCGACAUGCGCGUGUUCAAGCGUGGACCGGGCACCAAGGAUAGCCCCAACCUGAUUCCGUCGGCAUUCGAUGCGCGUUUAGUCGGUUGCGUUUGCGAGGAAGAUCAAACCUAUGUCCAGUGGAUGUGGCUGUAUCAGGGUCAACCGAAGCGCUGUGAGUGCGGACACUGGUUCAAGUUGGUAGAGAAGGCCCCCGUUUAAGUGGAGGGCAAAGUUCACCCCUGCCACCGCUGUAGAAAUGAAAGGAAAAACAAAACCGAUUAAUAUUUAAAAACCUCUGGAGCGCAUUAACUAAUAAAGAGAUCCAGAUCGUUAAAAAGCGUAA